Molecule: messenger RNA, 1305 nt
Organism: Zygotorulaspora mrakii
Lineage: Eukaryota; Fungi; Ascomycota; Saccharomycetes; Saccharomycetales; Saccharomycetaceae
Exons: 1
Coding region: 1-1305 (434 amino acids)
Source: RefSeq, a predicted model, not a curated record
AUGCCUGAAGAAAGUCACAGCGCUCUUUUAAAGUGGAAUAGCUGUUCUGCACUUUUGGAUAUUCCAAAAAAACCGAACAAGGCAAUAAAGAGGAUACAUAUAUAUGAUUUUGACAAUACGUUAUAUAAUUCACCUCACCCUAACGCGGAACUCUAUGUCAAGUCCAUGCUUAACCAAUUGAGCAACUCCUCAAUUGUUCCUAAUAAAAGUUGGUGGAAUGAGACAAAGCUGUUAAAGCAGUCAUUUGAUGAUAUGCUUGAAUGCAAUGCAAAGCAGAAAAAAGCAUAUUGGAAUGAGGAUAUAAUAAAACUGGCAAAUUUAUCGCAUGAUGACCCUGAGACAGUAUCAAUAAUGCUUACAGGUAGGAAGGAGCAUUUGUUCGCAGCAAUCUUCACUGACAUGUUCUUGGCGAGCAACAAUGUAAAAUUUAAUGCUUAUUGCCUAAGGCGGGAAUCCGUUGGGUCUAGUACCAAUGAUUAUAAAAUUGUUGUGAUUCGUGAAUUACUUGAAAAUUAUUCAUCAUCCUUGGAAGAGAUUAAAUUAUAUGAUGAUCGCUUGAGCCAAACUAGAAGAUUUGAGAGCCUUUUCGCUAGUCUCAAUCCUACCUAUGAAUGGAAAGUGAUUCAUGUUCCUGCAAGAUUCAAAUUACUGAGGCCUGAAGAUGAAUGUAGAAUUAUACAAGCAACAUACUCAACGCUCGAAGCAUAUCCUAAUAUAUCGCUUGAAUGGACACCUAGACAAUGUGGCUAUUUUUUAACAAGACAAUCGUAUGGAACACUUCUGAGAUUUACCUAUUGCUUUUUGAAAAAAAAAUAUAAAAUGAGUUUGCUGCCUUAUUAUCCACUGUUCAUACCCAUGGUUGAAGCAGGCCAUUCCGUUCCAGAAACAGAAUUAAUCAAAAUCUUUUCGAGGAAUGACGCCAAAGUAGAUGGAAAGUUGCUAGAUGAAGAUGAGAUAAGAAAAACGUUCGAAAACCAGCCAAAUCUGAAGGGAUCCUGCUUCACACAUUUUGAUGUUGUGCAAAUUGGUAUCAAGGAGAAAAAUGGAGGUGUAAAUGUUCUUUACAAGGCAAGACCUACGAAUCGCGAAGGGUAUGAAUGGUCGAGUUUCCAUGAGUGGCUCGUCACUGUGGAUAAUAGGAUGGAUAAAAAAGAUGCGUUCCAAUCAUUUUCGGUACACGAAAUACUUUAUGACCCAGCAGCAGCCCCAUCCUUCAAUUGGGUCCAUUUGAGAAAACCAUUGAAGAUCAAGACAUUCGUGGGCCAUCAUUCAAGGCUCACGUUAUCCAGCGGCAAAAAAAUGUGA